AUGGAUUUAAAUUGGAUUCUGGUAUGUAUCUUUUCUCUCCUACUUUUUUAUGGGAGUGAAACAGCCGAAUACGCUUAUACUAUUGAAGUAGCGGCUGGAAGAUAUAGUUGCUUUUUUCAGACAGUUAAUAAUACUAGACACAAAUAUAUGGAAGUUGAUUAUCAGGUAGUUGACGGUAGCGAUUUAAAUAUUAAUUUUGUGAUGAAAUUCGAGAGUGUAGUUUUAUUACAAGAAGAGAGAAAAGUAGAGGGAAGUCAUAAAUUUGCCGUAAACGAUUCUGGUGAUUAUGAAUUAUGUUUUGACAACACAUUCAGCUAUCAAGCUCGAAAACUUUUGUUUUUUGAAGUCUAUUUGUUGGAUGAGGAUGGAAACUUUGAUGAAACGAACAUGGUUGAGGAAUUUGAUUCUGCAAAGCAAGAAUAUACAGGACUUGGUUUUGAAAUGCAAAAGUUUCAGUCAGCAUCGAACAGCAUAAAAAAUCGAUUGAACAAAAUUGAGUACCAUCAGUCGUUGCUGCGAGCAUAUGAAGCACGUGAUCGGGCUAUAAUGAAUGCUAACUUUGAGCGCGUAACCUUGUGGUCAGUGGUCAACUCUGUAGUUUUAAUCGCUGUUGGCUUAUUGCAGGAAUGCCGUAGGUAUUUUUUGUUUCCUCUAAGCAGUAAUUGCAAUUUGGUAAUGAUUUCGUAUAGUCUUCUAUUCAUCUUUAUUUCGGCGUAUCUAAUAACAGCAGAUGAGUUUGCUCACUCAGUGAUCAUACCGGCAGGGAAAACAGAUUGUUACGGUUUCACAAUUAGUAAUCCUAAAUAUCGAACUUUCGAAGUUGACUAUCAGGUUAUUACUGGUGGUGAGCUUGACAUAAGGUUUUUCAUUACUUCACCGAAGGGAGUGCGUAUAGUGGAUGACGCAAAGAAGAGUGAUGGGUCUCACAGAAUUGAUUUGAGUAUGGAGAAUGCGGGUUAUGGUGACUACCUGUUUUGUUUUGACAAUGAGUUUAGUAUUCAAUCUGACAAGCGAGUAUCUUUCAAAUUGUUUCUCUUGGAUGCUGACGGUCACUUUCUGGGGAAUUUCGAUCAGUCGCUCAGUGUCGAUGCGGAAGUUUUGCGUACUCUUGAUACUCAUAUUAGUAAUUUUCAGAAUGUGACAACAAAUGUUAAAAAUAACUUGAAUAUCAUCGAAAGGCUGCAAAGACAAUAUGCAACUAUAGAAUUAGCUGAUCGCGCAGCUGUUGAACACAGCUAUGAAAUGAUAAAUUUUUGGAGCGUUGUACACCUUUGUGUUAUGUUAUUUUCCCUUACUGUGCAGGUCUAUAUGGUACGUAGUCUUUUUGAGGAUGGUUCGAAAGUUGGUUAUAUUUUACGUAAAGGUGGUAAGUGA
Messenger RNA from Thelazia callipaeda (thelaziosis nematode), 1374 nucleotides. Lineage: Eukaryota; Metazoa; Nematoda; Chromadorea; Rhabditida; Thelaziidae. The record is from the annotation of a GenBank genome assembly.